Messenger RNA from Plasmodium coatneyi, 4653 nucleotides. RefSeq lists its product as uncharacterized. The coding region runs from base 1 to 4653 and encodes 1550 amino acids. The transcript is spliced from 5 exons. Gene Ontology annotation, molecular function: protein binding. The record is from RefSeq and is a predicted model, not a curated record. Lineage: Eukaryota; Apicomplexa; Aconoidasida; Haemosporida; Plasmodiidae.
AUGACCAGAGGAAAGAAGAAUUCAAUCAAUUGCAGGCGUGUGCACAGAGCCAACAUGAUUUUUGCCACCAUAAGCAACGACAACAAUUACAUAUGCAUCAUCACGUAUAACGGAAAUGAUUACAACUUAGAGCUGUUCAGCGGGAACAACCUAAUGAAGAAAAUAUUUCGAAAGACCGUUCCAGACAGCAUUAACAAAGUUUAUAUAAAUCAUUGCAACAGGUACAUUUGCGUGACGAGUCAAAAUGGCAGCAUAUACAUCCUCGACAUGAAGGGGAACCUUGUGUACAAGAAUGAGGGGAUGCAUUGCUUGUACUGGAAAAAGAGAGAUACCCGGACGGGGGUUGUCCCCGCAAAAAAUGGUUACUCCAAACGAAAACGCAAAAAGGAGACCAACUGGACCACCGCCGAUAAGGAAGAUCAAGUGAAAGAGAACACCCCGAGUGAAAACACCACAAAGAGAUUUAAAUGUGACAAAACGGCGGAGAAGGAAAAUUCAGUUGUACCCCUUCUUAGCAAUAAUGUGAAAAAAACGAAUGGCGGAAAAUUAACGGGUGCAAAAAAUCACCUGACCUGGUCAGGCAAAAAUGGAGACAUAAAAAGUAGAAAGCAACCGCUCAACAGCAACAUUAUUAUGAAAAGCGAAAAAAAUAAAAAGGGUCCUGUACUCAGUGGGAACGUACUAAAGAGCGGGACAACAGCGAGGAGGUACAAAUCUGUGGGGAACAAAAAAGAGGGGGAAAAAAAGCCCAACGGGAGGCUCCCCACGAGGCAAGCCAGUCAUUGCAACGUGAAUGAACCCUCCAAGGAGAUAACCGGAUGUGGAAUAAAUAGGCCCAAAAAGCAGACACGGAAAAGCGGCACACACGCAGAAAAUGAUGACAAGACAAACAAUAACCAAACAAAUGAUAACCAGAUGGAGGAAAAAUAUUCCGACGUGAGUGUUGAAUCCAAUUCGACCACCUUCAGAAAUUACGAUUUUUGCUUAAACAAAGAGGUGUGUGAUUACUUCUUCUCCACCCCAUCGACGAAUCGGAUUGCAAAAUAUGGACAAGGGAACGAAUUGAAUUCCAAGGCGCAAUACGAAAAAAUCCCACUCGAAAUUGUGGACAUAUUCUGGAUUAACGUAGAAAAAGAUAACAGAAAUAAAUAUCCACAAAAUUAUGGCUAUUAUUACCUCUUCAAUUAUUUUGACAACGUGCAUAUUAUCCAUAGCCUGGACGUAGGGUUUAACAUUAUAUGCUCCAUGAAUUUAAAAAUUAUACUUUACAAGUGCAACGUUUUAAACCAUUUUUAUAAAAAUAUUAAUUCGUACGUUAAGCUGAAAAAUAAUAUUGUUCAGGCAUUUAAAAAGAAAUUUAUAAGAAAAUGUAAAGCCCAAAAUAAGUACGCAUGUGUCAAGUCGGCAAAACAUAAUUACCGCCGAAGCAAAAUGAACAACUUUAACACGUCAUUUAACAGGGUUAACAGUUUCCGUCCUGGUCUCAAUGCACACAAUUGGGGUGCGACUGAGUCUUUUUCCUUUCUUCACCAUUUAGACGUAAAAGAAAGUAUCCUUAAAAGGAUCUUCAACGACCUCGUUAUUGACAUCAACCAAUCGUACAUUUCGAAUGAGCAGCACUACAUUUUAGUAAACUACUACGUGCGUGUGAAGCGGAAGUACUUGCACUUCUCCAGCUUGGAGCCCCGCCGGUGGAAGUGGACAAGCGAACCGGCAAGCCAACCGGGCAGUCUCUCCAAAAAGGACAGCACCCCCAAAAAAAGACACAACAAAUUCAACCUAAAAAGAAUGAUCAUGAACAGAGAAAAGGCAAACCAACGUACAUUGCCAUCGCACAAGUACAAUAUGUGUCUUCUGGGGAUGCAAAAACCUGCCGACGUGGAGAGAGAAUUCAAAUCCGUGCAAAAAAUAGUCCUCUACCUCCUACACGCUUCCAAUAUUCUCCAUAGCGUCUUUCACAUAUACAAGCAAAUGUCAACCAUGUACUCAAAAUUUAAUGAGUACAAAAAAAUGCACCAAAUUUAUCGAAGCAUUGUUGAAUUAAAUGACCACUUUAAGAGAUUCUACUACAAAGAUCGGACCAUAGUUUAUUUCUCCAAAUUUAUUAAAAAUCGGAGAGAGAAUUUUGACGAAAAUUUGUACAAUUUAUUUUUUAGGGAAAACGAAAAAAGAGACUUCGUUCGCUACUACGAUGUGGUAAAAAAGAUGAUAAACGAGAACACCAUCUGCUGCUCAUGCUCCAAGGAGAAGUUCCUAAGUGGGGAGGUGACCCAUGAUGAGCAGGGAAAGAUGCUUAAUCAGGAGAAGAAUCCCGAUCGGGGGGUAGACCCUCCUCUACCAGAAGGCGUGGCAAAUGGAGCAAUCCCACGGUCAAACAGUGGGGGGGAGGCGGCUAUGGAAAAUAAAUUCGAUGAGGCAAGUAGGGAAUUAUCAGAGGACUGUUUGAAGUCCCAUUUGGGGGGCACACAGCACGGCGUCAAGAAGGAAGACCCGUUUGAGGAGAACAUAAAGAGGGGAGUUCUGAACAGCUACGAAGGGGGUCCCUCGAUCGGGUGCGUUAGCGGUGCGACUCAAUGUGUUAACAACAUGAAUGGGCGCUUGAGCAGGGCAAGUAAGACGCUCCCCCCCACGGGGCAUCAAAGCAAGGUAAUGAAAAAACAACCCAGAAAUAUAGCGGUAGAGUCGAACAGCACAACCAGUUGUCUGCAAAAAAUGGACACAAAAAAAGGAACAACCGCAAGAGGUCGGAUAAAUAGUAUGAAGGACAGCCUGGGCGCCGAUAGUGUGGACCUUGGGGGGAAGGGAAAAACCAUCAGUCAUAGAAGCCAGUGUGGCACGUCCCUCAGCCGAAGUAGCAGCGUGAAAUGUUGCUACAACCGUGUGGAUGGGAAGCAUGAAAAGGAUGGUAGUCAUGGAAUAGCCGCCUCCAUUGGAAGGGAAGCGGUAAGGAACAGGGGUAGCAAUGGCUUCCUUAAGAAAGGUAGCGGAAUUGCGAACAGACUGGGGACAGUCAUCUCUGCAGGGGGGAAACGCAGUUGUGGCGGUGAGCGUCCCGCUAGAAGCGCACAACGAGGGGCAUGCACACACCGGCCCGCAAAGGGGAAAGAGGCCAAACGUCCGCAAAGGGGCGCCAUGACCAACCGGGGGAAGGAAGAAACGGAGCAGAAGAACGGUAACCGUGACGAUGACAGCGACGGUGAAGAGGGCACUGAUGAUGAUAGUGACGGCCUGCCCCUGUCGGAAGGCGAACUGGAGGAGCAGUUCCGCACGAGCCGGAAGUUUAUUGUCCCCCCAGGGCAGAACAUAUGUACCAGCUGCGAACUCCUGAUACAAAAAAAGACAAUACACAAUUUUGAAAAGUUCGAACUGAACUAUGUCAUCCCCAAAAAAAAAAAAAAAAAAUUCAGUGACGAAGAAAUUUACACCUCCCUGAUCAAUGAUAUCUACCACAUGUACAGCGAACAAAAAUGCCCAGUCAAUCUGCUGCUCCUGCUACAGGAGUUUAACGAAAAGGAAGUACAAAAAUGUAUGGCCAAUUUUCAGGUGAUCCUAAAUUACUACGAAAAAAUCUUCCUCGAAAAUAUAAACGAACAUUUAAUAAAUUUGCACAGAAUAAUAUGCCUUUGUAAAACCUUAACUGAUAAUACGCACGUUAUGUUAAAGAUAUACCGUCUGGAUCUAAUUAAAAAGAUACAGGAGCUCACCAUUUUUUGUGUCCGGAAGUUUCAAAAGUACUAUAAUUUGCAAACGCAUCUGAAUAUCUUCCUUUUUUUAAUCGAAUUGUUAUUGUUCAUUUCGAAAAAUAUUUAUUUCGAAAAAUUUCCGCAUUAUAAGGAAGCCUUUUCCAACUACAGAAAUUUCGAUGUGGAAAUUUUAAAAAAUUACAACUCCCUCAGAGGGAACAAAAAAAUCCACUUCAAUCAUUUCGACAGAUACUUACACAACAGUCAGUUGAAGAGGCAAAAAUUCUUUUUAGCACUUUGUACAAUUCAGCAUAACUUUGACCAGAUUUUUCAGCCCUUCUUGAACAGAAGGGAAGACAAUAAAUUUAUUUCCUUUUACAACAUUUCCAUCCUGCAUCUUCAAAGUAGCCAUCAUCAAUAUCAUUAUUUUACUCUUCCAGGGAAUUUCAUAAAAUAUGACCUUCCCCGUAAUUUCUCCUACUUUGGCGAUGACUAUAUAGACCAUAUGGAUCAUGUGGAACAUGUUCAUCAUGUUGGGCAAGUGCAAUCCCAGGUUUACCCUUUCUACGUCUGCACUUGUGAUCAGUUUUCUUUCCUUCGCAUUGAAAAAUAUUACCAGUGCGGCUUGCGCUUCAAGUUGAUCCAGAGGCAUGCCAUAGGAAUAAGUUUACACCCCCUCACCGUUAACAGCGUCGUGGUCAUGUCCAAGAACUUCUUCUACAUCUUCGCCAGGAACGAGAGGAAGCUCAACGUCACCUCGCUCAAAGUGAAGUACGGCAACUCCAAUCGGAACGCCCUCAAGUGCAAAGGGAAGACGGACUGCCCCAACAAUUUAACCGUUGUCAAGUGCUCCAACAUGCAAUCCUACUACCCCGGUGCCAACAAUUUCCAUCUCAGGCUCCAAACACUAUAUAACUCCAUUAUUGCGAACUCCGAACCGCACACCUGCCUGAUACUGCAAGGACAAUGA